AUGCUAUUCAACUGCCUGAUUGUUAUUCUGAUUUUACAAGCCUGUGAAGCCGGUGGAGGUUCAAGUCGUAAAAAGAGCAAAACUUUAACUACUACUACACAGUCAACUAGAACUACUAGUUUCUAUGAAUGCACCCAAAACGCAAUUUCAGAUAAAUCUUGGUGGGAUUGUACAGAGGAAGAAAGUUUAACCGAUGGACCCUGUAUCAUGGUAGUAGACAAGAGUAUUAAUUCUGUACUUAUUAUUGUCCGUGAUAAACUGGAAAGGCCUAAUGUGAAGGGAAUUGCUCAGGUAGACAAGUGUGCUGCAUACGGUUUAAUAGAAGAACAUCUGAAAGCUGUACCUUCACCCAGUGCUUUACUUGACAUUUACUAA
Trichobilharzia regenti is the source of this 375-nucleotide messenger RNA. The record is from the annotation of a GenBank genome assembly. Lineage: Eukaryota; Metazoa; Platyhelminthes; Trematoda; Strigeidida; Schistosomatidae.